This is a messenger RNA of Clunio marinus, 5682 nucleotides long. Lineage: Eukaryota; Metazoa; Arthropoda; Insecta; Diptera; Chironomidae. The record is from the annotation of a GenBank genome assembly.
AUGUUAGGUUCGAACAAAUGGAUACUAUUCACUAUAGUUGGUGGAAUUCUCAUAUCAAUUCACAUCGAUGCAAUUGAAUCGCCGACAAAAGCACUCAUUGAUCCCCAAGUUCUGUCGUUUACAAACAAAAAACUAGGAGUUACCAUAGAGAAUCUUCAAGUUGUUCCAAAAUCUAGUCGACGACAGUUACGUAACUUAGUUCCACCAUAUCAAGAGUUUUCCAACAUAGAUGGAAUCCAAUUUAUCGAUAAUCGUUCAAGAAACAGUAAAAAUCUGCCCGGAACUUUCGGCACAUUUCGUUUUGAAAACUUGAAUCAUCGUUCAUCAUCACCAUCACCAUUUCGACGAAGAUCAGACGAAUAUGACGACUCAAUCGGAACAUAUCCUGCUGCACAACUUGCACUUGAUACUAAUUACGACUUUGAUUAUAUGAAUGAAGACAAUGGAAGUUUAGCACUGAUUCCCAGUGACAAUGGCUACAAGAAAUUUCAAAAUAAGAUCAUUCCAUUAACAUUACUACAACCGACGAAACUUCAAAACGAAGAAAGCACCGAAGGUCAACAACAAGCGACAGUCGAAUUGAAUGAGUCAAAUGAAAGUGAAGCGGAAGCGAAAGAAAGUGAUGAAAGGUCAAGCAAACAAUUGGAGGAGGGGAGUGGUGUGGGUCAGAUUCGCUUUCCUGAUUCAUCAUCAACAAUCGCAGCUCAUGCUGAAGCUUUAACUGCACGACGAUCCGGAAUUCAUUUCGCUGAAAAUGAAAGUGAAAUCAAGCCACAAAAUUACAAUCCUUUCAUUCCACAAAGUUAUAGCGAAGAGUCUUUGAAUUUUGGCGAUGCCAUUCCACAAUUUCAGCGACCAUUUAACAAUGAGGAUGUUGUUGAAAAUGAGAACGACAGAUCUGCGGUUGGAAAUCGAUAUUAUCGACCAUAUAUUCAACCAUUUAGAGACGAGGUGACGAAGUUUGGUGAUAUAAAUGGUCCGGUCACUGCUUUUAAUCGCCCUAUUAGAGAAUUGCUUAACUUCCCAAGAUCACAAUUUGAACCAACCGGAUAUUUUGAGCAAUCGACUGAUAAUGUUCGACCGCCACGUCAUUUCUUUCCACCAAAGGUUUUCACGGAAUACGCGCCAGAUUACACACCACCAGUCAGUUCCAAGUUCUAUCAGCCAACUUACUCUUGGAAGACUCGACAGCCAAGAGUCGUCUUUCCAGCAGGAGAUUUCACUCAAGGCACCGCCGGAACUACUUACGUAGGAAACGAAAAUGUUGUAUUCAGGGAUCAAAACUUUGGAAUUAACGACUUGGCAGCUGUUCAAGACGUUCGAAAUGAUUUUACUCAACAAGAUAUUGAAGAAUCGACGGUGAUCAAAGAUAAAGCUGGUGUCGACUUCAUUCGAACACCGCGUUCAGAAAUGGAAUGUCAACAUGAGGGUGGGACGUGUGAGUUUUUUGUAAUGUGUUGGAUGUCAGGCGGUUUAUUACAAGGAACAUGUAAUGGCUUGAUGCAGGGUUGUUGUCAUAGAACAGCAAAAUCAUCAAAUUUAGGCGCUGAAGCAGGAAAAACCUUUGUCUUAACAGAUCUUCCGAAUAAAGAUUAUGGACCGGUCGUUAAUGAUGCUAGCUGUGGAAUUUCGUUAGCAAAGCAAACAGCACAACGACGGAUUGUAGGUGGAGAUGAUGCCGGUUUUGGAUCUUUUCCUUGGCAAGCUUAUAUACGUAUUGGAUCAUCUAGAUGUGGUGGUUCCUUAGUGUCUCGUCGUCACGUAGUAACAGCUGGGCAUUGUGUUGCUCGUGCCACUCCUAGACAAGUUCAUGUGACUUUAGGUGAUUACGUCAUAAACUCAGCCGUAGAGCCUUUGCCCGCCUACACCUUUGGUGUAAGACAAAUCAAUGUUCAUCCUUAUUUUAAAUUCACACCGCAAGCAGACCGGUUUGAUGUUGCUGUUUUACAGCUUGAACGUCCUGUGCAUUUUAUGCCACACAUUGCACCAAUUUGCUUACCUGAGAAGAAUGAAGAUUUUCUUGGGAAGUUUGGAUGGGCAGCAGGGUGGGGAGCAUUAAAUCCUGGCUCAAGACUAAGACCGAAGACACUUCAAGCUGUUGAUGUGCCAGUAAUCGAGAAUAGAGUGUGUGAGCGGUGGCAUCGAGCAAAUGGAAUCAAUGUUGUCAUAUAUCCGGAGAUGCUUUGUGCAGGAUAUAGAAACGGUAUUCGAAUGAAUUUAGAUAGGACGAGAUUCAUGUCAAUUAAGGCGACUCAGGAGGUAUCAAUCAAUUCAACUGUCAAUAAAGAUUUUACUCUUUUCUCGUCAGUGAUUGUUGGAAAGUCUCAUUCAUCUGACUGCCCGCCGCGACAAUGUCGCUUAGCGAUACUGUGUUGGAUGGAUGGUGGGAAAAGUCGGGAUGGAUGUGGAUAUAAUCCGUGGUUGUAUUCAUGCUGCAUGCAAAACACACAAACAACAGUUAAGAAACGGAAUUCAAAUCAACAACUCAGACGACACGACGAGUUACAGAAAACUUUCUCAAGACGUCGUUAUGAUACAACUGAUAACUUACUUACAACAUCAAAUUGUGGAAUUCCAAGAACUCCUAGUAAUUUACUUCAAAGAAGAAUAAUUGGCGGUAGACCAGCACAAUUUGCUGAAUUUCCAUGGCAGUCACACAUCAGAAUCAAGGAGUAUCAAUGUGGUGGCGCUCUCGUGUCGAGAAAAUUUGUUGUCACAGCGGGACAUUGCGUAUCUCGAGCUAAGCUACGUGAAAUUGUGAUAUAUUUAGGUGAACUUGACACUCAAAAUUCUGGAUUGAUUUAUGAGCCACUUCCAGCUGAAAAGCAUUCGGUUGUUCAAAAAUUUGUGCAUCCACAAUUUAGAUUUAGAUUAACACAACCAGAUCGUUUUGACAUAGCAGCAUUAAAGCUUCGAAAGCCUGCAGGAUAUAAAACACAUAUUCUGCCAAUCUGUUUACCUUCGCUACCUUUGGAUAUUGUGGGUAAAAGCGGCUACAUUGCAGGCUGGGGUAAAAUAACUCAGGAACAUGGACAUACUGGAACUAACAUAUUGAGAACAGCUUCAGUGCCAAUUAUAUCUAAAAAUGAAUGCAUCAGAUGGCAUCAGAAGAAAAAUAUUCACGUCGAGCUCUACGAUGAAAUGAUUUGUGCUGGAUAUAAAAAUAAAACUGUUGAUGCUUGCUUAGGUGACAGUGGUGGUCCAUUAUCAAUACUUGACAAUGGACGAUAUUAUUUGUUGGGUAUCACAAGUGCUGGCUUUGAUUGCGCUCGUCCACUUCAACCAGGAAUUUAUCACAAUAUGAAAAGAAAAGUUCGUUAUUGUAUCAUUGCUUGGGUAGUUAUAGCAUUGGUAGCUGCUAUAACAGCUGUGAGUGUGUGGUUAAUACUCCUUGCUCCAUAUGAUGUGAAACGAGCGACAAUUCGAUUUGAGAACUCAGAAUUAGAGUUUCGAGUGAAUUGGCGAAGAUAUGACUACAGAUGUUGGGGAUCUUUUUACAAAUCUAACUUACUGGUUGGAGAACUUGUUGAGCUCGGAAAUUAUUAUUCAAUAGAGAAAAGAGAUGACAGAAUUUUGCUUGAGUCAGGGUCUGGACCACGAACAUGGCUUUGGAAAGAUGAAGAUAUUGAAGGAACCAGUUCUGUAUUCAUUGAUGCUUUGGGACAAAUUGAUAUAAGAAUAAGAUUAGAUACUGCUGGAAAGAAUUGGUACGCCGGGCCACAAGACGAUAAUCAGCUUUAUCCGGUGCAAAGGAUAAACUUCGAAAAUCUUCCCUUUGUGACAACUAACAGAAGACAUAUUAUGGAACGAUAUUGGAUAAACAACGAUGGAUAUUUUGUGUUGAAUGACUAUUCAUCACCAAUUUUUGUUAAUCAUAUGAAUGAAUUAACUUUUAGAGCUAACAAUGCGCCACCAUUUCCAUCAAAUGAUGAAUAUCCGACACAAAAGCUUCGAUUAGGAAUGGGCAGCGACAUUAAAACUGCCCAUUUGAAUGUGAUUAAUCGAUUGCUUGGGAAGCCUAAUGAGAAACCAAACAUGGAAAUGGCUCGACAUCUUACAUGGAAUCCUAGUAUAAGAUUUCAAGAAGAAAUUGACAUUACUGUAAUGAUGCCUUACUUUAACGAUAUUUUGAACAACGGCUUCCGAGAUGGUGUCAUUGAUUUUGAUGGAAAUUGGGAGAUUUGUGAAGGUUCUUUGAUCGUCGAUAGUGCAAGAUUUCCUGACGUAAGAGAAUUCAUUGAUUACAUUAAAGCAAACGGCUUUAAAGUGAGAUUCAGAGUUCAUCCAUUCGUCAACUCUCAAUGCGAUAUUUUUUCUGACGCUUUCGAAAAUAACUUUUUUGUUUCUUCGGAAUUAAAUGCUGAUAACAAUGAACUUUAUCACAUAGAUUUCACUAACCCAGAAGCUUUCGAAUGGUUUAAAAAACGAUUGGAGGGUCUUCAAAAUGAUUUAUCAAUUGACAGCUUUAAAUUUGAUGGUGGUGAAUCAAAUUUGAUGCCAAACGAGCCGAUUAUUUAUGGCAAUAUUACAUUAUCACCAAAUUUAAUAACAAGAAGAUAUGUUGAACUUGCUGCGAACUUUGGGGGUCUGGCAAAUGUGGUGACGGGCUGGGGAACACAAAAUUUUCCCUUAUGGAUUCGAAUGUCUGAAUUUGAUUCAAAUUGGGGCAGCAAUAAUGGGAUUAAAAGUUUGAUUCCACGACUUCUUCAACUGAAUAUGAAUGGAUAUGUCUUUGUUUUAUCAGAUUUUAUUGGUGGAAAUAGUAAACAGCAAAUUUCAAGCGAACUUUACCUUCGAUGGUUACAAACUUCCGCUUUUAUGCCAGGCAUACAGUCAUCUUAUGGCCCGUGGGAUUUUGGAAGCCCCGAAGUAAUCGCAGCUGCAAACAAGACUCUUGGAAUUCGUGAAAAGCAUUUCGAUUUGAUAGAAUCAAUAAUUGAGUCAUCGGUUCAAAACGGAGAACCAAUUAAUCGUCCGUUAUGGUGGAUUGAUCCUAACGAUUUAGUUGCACAAACUAUCGAUGAUCAAUAUUUACUCGGUGAUAAAAUUCUUGUCGCUCCCGUACUUGAAGAAAAUGCACGAAAACGUGACGUUUAUUUACCAGCUGGUCGAUGGGAAGAUGGAAAUACUGAAUUUAUAUAUACUGGACCUGAAUGGCUAGAAGAAUAUUUUGCUCAACUUGAUGAUCUUCCGUACUUUAUCAGAAGAGAUUAAUGUCAAUAUUAAUGUGAAUGUAAACGAGUCGAAAUAGUGAAAAGCAAACGAAAUAUUAAAAAAAAGAUUUUUAUUAAAACAAUCUCUGUAUGAAAAAAAUUAAUAAAGUUUCGCGUGAGUAUUGCUUCUUAAUCUUAUCAAACUGAUAAAAAUUGUCUAGAGAUAAGAUAGCAGGAAGGAAAUUUCACAAGUUUUCAAAAACUUUGCUAGUUUUUUGUUUACAAUGAUGAAAGAAGUUUGUUGAAAUUAAAUAAAAUUUAGUUUUCUAGAAUGUACAGAAGUAAAGUUUUAAUUAUUUUAAUUUCAUUAACAAAUUUCACACUUGUUAAAUCUAGAAAUGAAUUGAAAGAUAAGUUAAGCUUAGAAAAUUCACAAAUUACGUGACCAAAAAUGAAGUUUUAUCCCAAAAUUUUUAUAUCAAAUAUUCAAUAACGAAAAUAUAUAAAAAAUUCAUGAAAUUUUCGGGCA